AUGCCGCCUAUUUCGAGCCCUGAGAAUGUGCUCAAGCGGGCUGAGGAGCUUGUGAGUAUGGAGAAGCCCAGCGCUGCUCUGGAGCUGCUCUACGAUACGAUUCUUUCCAAACGUACCCGGAACGUGUCGUUGACCUUCUUGGAGCCUAUCGUUUUGCGGUUUGUUGAGCUUUCGGUCGACUUGCGCAAGGGAAAGAUUGUCAAGGAUGGUCUGCACCAGUACAAAAAGCUUGUCGUUCCCACAAGUGUGCCCUCUCUGCAGGCUGUGGUCGAUAAGUUGCUUGUUCUCGCCGAGGAAAAAGUCACCUGUGCCCAGGAGAAGGCUGACCAGAUCACCGUCGAUGACGAGGAUCUCGAAGCCGAGCAAUCGCCUGAGGACCUGCUGAUGUCCACCGUGUCGAGCGAGCAGACCAAGGACCGUACUGACCGUGAGCUUGUCACACCGUGGCUCAAGUUCUUGUGGGAGGCCUACCGCUCGGUUCUGGACGUUUUGCGUAACAGCUCCAAGCUCGAGACACUGUACUCGGAGGUUGUCACCCAGGCUUUCCAGUUUUGUUUGCGCUACCAGCGCAAGACUGAGUUCCGUCGUCUCUGUGAUCUGUUGCGCAACCACUUGCAAAUGGCCGCCCAGCAGUCCAAGCUGCCCAACCAAACCAACCCUGUCGACUUGACUGAUCCCGAUACUCUGCAGCUAUUUUUGGACACUCGCUUCGAGCAGCUCGGCGUUGCUGUCAAACUCGAGCUCUGGCAAGAAGCUUUCCGCUCGGUCGAAGAUGUCCACACUCUUUUGACGGCCAGCCGCCGUCCUAUCAAGUUGGCAAACAUGGCCAGCUACUAUGAGACCUUGGCCCGCAUUUUUGCUGUCGGCAACAACCACUUGUUCCAUGCAGCUGCGUGGUCCAAGUACUACUCUAUGGUUUAUCACACUCGUCACUCUGCCCCCGAGGGUGAGUUGGAGCGUAUUGCUUCCUACUUCUUGCUCUCUGUUUUGUGCAUCCCCUCGUCCAACCGUGAGGACGUGGUUGAGAGCAGAAGCCACCGCCUCAGCACUCUUUUGAAUCUUACCCAGGUCCCCACUCGGGAGCUGUUGAUGCAAUCCGCUAUGGCCAAGAACGUUUUGCAGUAUGUUCGUCCUGAGAUCAAAGAGCUUUACCUGGUUCUCGAGACCAACUUCCACCCUCUCCUUCUCAAGGAGCGCCUGGAGCCCAUUUUCGAAGUUGUUGGAAAAGUCAAGGCCUACCAGUCUUACGUCCAGCCCUUGCUGAAGGUUGUCAUGGGUCGUUUGUUCAAGCAACUGUCUCAGGUUUACACUACUACUCGUUUAGAGCAGAUUGUUGAGCUGGCUACCUUCCCUGCUCCGUUCAACCUGUCUAGAUUCGAUAUUGAGCAGGAGCUUGUUCUUGGCGCUCAUGCUAACCACUCUUACCGCAUCCGCAUUGAUCAUGAGCAGGGCUCUGUCACCUUUUUGGACUCUUUGUCCGAGUGCGGUAACAACUACGGCAACCAGAUUCUCGAAGAGACUCCUAGCGAUCUGAUUUCUCAACAGCUACGCAAGCUUGCUGUGUGCUUGAACGAGGUUCUUCCUCAGGUCGAUUCCCGUGUGGCUUCCAGCGCUGCCAGUGAGCAUGCUUCUAUUGUUGCCAAUGCCCAGCGUAGCUUGGCUGAUGAGAACGAGAAGUUCCUCAGUCGUCGUAAGCUACAGGAAGAGCGCAGUGCUGAAGCUAAGAAACAGCAGCAGGAGCGUGAGGCUGCGGCCGCCAAGGAACGCGCUGACCGUCUCGCUGCCGAGCGUGCUGCCGAGGAACAACGUCUGUUGAACGAAGCCCGUGAGCGCGAGGAGGAACGCAUUCGUCGUGAGCGCCAGGCUAUCCAGGACGAGCAAAAGCGCGCUCUUGCUGAGGAAAUCAACGCCCGUGGUAUCAUCAAGGUCGAUAUGGAGAACCUUGAUAACGUGGACAACGAGACUCUUCGUCGUAUGCAGAUUGAACAGCUAGAGCGUGAUGAUCAGGAACUGCGCGGCCGUAUGACCGCCGUCGCCCGCCGUCACGAUCAUUUGGAGCGUGCCUAUCGUAAAGAGGAGGCCGCCAUCUGGAUUGCUGAUGGUAAGGAACAGGAGUCUCGCGAUCGCGAGGCUUAUGAGGAGCGCAAGAAGCUUCUUAUCGAGUCGGCCAAGGCCCGGGCUGCCCAAAAUUCUAUCCUCAGGGAACGCUAUGCUCGUAUGGCUGGUGCGUUUGAUAAGUAUAUGGAGGGUGUUAAUGAACGUCGCCAUGCUAUUUAUCUCGAAAAGAAGGCCAAGAACGAUGCCCUUCUCGCGCAAGCUAAAGAAGCUCGUCGUGAACAAGUUCUCAAGGAGCGCGAGGCUGCUGCUGAAAAGGCCCGCCUCGAGGCCGAAGAGCAGGCCCGCAUGGCUGCUGAGCGUACCGAGCGUGAGAAACGUAUUGUGGAAGAGCGUGAAAAGAUGGCUGCCGAAAGAGCCCGUCGUGCUGUAGACUCACCCCGGUCGACCCCCGAUCCUGCCGCCCGCUCAUCUCCCUUUGGCAAUGCUCGACCCGCCGGGGCCGCCGGGGCCGCCAAGCCUGUUUCUUCGCCUUUCGGUAAUGCCAGACCUGUGGAGGCCUCUAAGCCUGCUUCGUCGCCUUUCGGUAAUGCCAAGCCUGUUAGCAGCUCGCCUUUCGGUAACGCUAAGCCUGUGAGCAAGUCGCCCUUCGGUAACGCCCGUCCGUCUCCCACGGGAGCAGGUGGGGCUCCUCGUUCCUCGCCGUUCGGUAGUGCCAAGCCUGUUGAAGGACGCAGCAAUCCUUUCGGUAAUGCCAAGCCUGCCGACACUGGUAACAGCAGCAACAGCAGUAGCACAUCCCGCCCCUCAGGUGGCGCUUACCGCCCGCCUAGCCGUCGUUAA
Messenger RNA from Wickerhamiella sorbophila, 2898 nucleotides. Its product is annotated as Eukaryotic translation initiation factor 3 subunit A. The record is from RefSeq and is a predicted model, not a curated record. Lineage: Eukaryota; Fungi; Ascomycota; Dipodascomycetes; Dipodascales; Trichomonascaceae. The transcript has a single exon. Gene Ontology annotation, molecular function: mRNA binding; translation initiation factor activity. Gene Ontology annotation, biological process: translation reinitiation; formation of cytoplasmic translation initiation complex. Gene Ontology annotation, cellular component: eukaryotic translation initiation factor 3 complex, eIF3e; eukaryotic translation initiation factor 3 complex, eIF3m; multi-eIF complex. The coding region runs from base 1 to 2898 and encodes 965 amino acids.